UUUUCCUCUGCUCAUUUACUAAGCAUGGACUUUUUUCUUUUUUUUGUUGCAAUUAUACAGCUGCUGUGUGAUCCUGGUCACGCAUGCGUGGGGCACUAUCUAAAAAUGAACAUCCAAUUCAAUGCCAUGUAAUGGGGAGGACUGAUGUGUGCCGGUGUUAUUAUCCCUCCGCCUGGACUGGUGCUGAGAGGAGAGCACAUCUAGGAGAGCAGCAUGAAGCGGCUGUUGCACAGGGAGUGGGCUGCUGCGGCUCUCCUGUCUCUCUGAUCCUGAUCUUCCUGGAAAAGAUGGGUCUGUAGGAGCUCAGAGCCCCCAGGUUGAAACCGAUGAGUCGCAAAGUGAUCGUGGAUAUGUUUUCUGAUCAGAAUUUCCAGUCAAAUGGCAGCAAUGGAACGUAACACACUGUGCGACGUACUAACAUGCUUUGAGAAAGUCUUCUGCUUUCACAACAAUGGUUUUUUCAGCAAUGCCAGCUCAUCCGGUCACCUCUUAUAGCACACAUAUGGUCUACGAAAAUGGUUACACGAACCUAACAACGCCUCAGCCUACAUUUCGCGGUAACUUGGAUCUACUGCCAAAGUAUAGUCCAGUUGCCAUGACUACAACUGAGAUUAGUCCUUUACAAGUGAAUGCUUCUACAACUCCAUCAGCGCAAGAUGUAGCCAGCACUUUGAGUUUACCCAUUCAGAUCAUACUUUCUUCUGUAAUGAUAAUUAUACUUUUACUUUCCUUCCUUGGGAACUUUGUAGUGUGUCUCAUGGUCUACCAGAAAGCUGCUAUGCGAUCAGCGAUUAACAUAUUGCUUGCCAGCCUGGCUUUUGCCGACUUGUUGCUUUCUAUCCUGAACAUGCCCUUUGCUUUAGUGACCAUUAUCAUCACCGAAUGGAUUUUUGGUGAUAUUUUCUGCCGAGUUUCGGCCAUGUUCUUCUGGUUGUUUGUGAUGGAAGGUGUUGCCAUCUUGCUCAUAAUAAGCAUAGACCGAUUUCUCAUCAUUGUUCAAAAACAAGACAAACUCAAUCCUUACCGCGCAAAGAUCCUCAUUGUGAUUUCAUGGGCCACCUCUUUGUGUGUAGCCUUUCCACUAGCCAUUGGGAACCCACCCUUACAAAUACCCUCCCGAGCACCCCAGUGUGUAUUCGGCUACACCACAAAUGCUGGUUACAAAGCUUAUGUGAUUCUAUUGGUUUUAAUUUUCUUUUUUAUUCCUUUCAUGGUGAUGCUGUACGCUUUCAUGGGCAUAUUAAACACUGUGCGCCACAAUGCAGUUCGUAUACAUAGCCAUCCAGACAGCAUAUGCCUCAGCCAGGCUAGCAAGUUAGGUCUUAUGAGCCUCCAACGGCCUUUUCAAAUGAACAUUGACAUCAGCUUUAAAACUCGUGCCUUCACUACCAUUUUAAUUUUGUUUGUAGUCUUUAUAGUCUGCUGGGCGCCCUUCACUACUUACAGCCUUGUUGCUACAUUUAACAGUAACUUCUAUAACAAGCACAACUUUUUUGAGAUUAGCACAUGGCUACUUUGGCUAUGCUACCUCAAGUCUGCACUAAAUCCAAUAAUCUACUACUGGAGAAUAAAAAAGUUUCGUGACGCAUGCUUGGAUCUCAUGCCCAAGUACUUUAAGUUUUUACCACAAUUACCUGGUCACACAAAGAGACGAAUCCGGCCUAGUGCCAUAUACGUAUGUGGAGAACACCGAUCUGUAGUGUGAAAAUAUUUAGAAGUUCAUUCUUAAGGGGACUGCCAUGAACUUUACCAUUUGUAUAUGAACUAUUUCCUCUGUGCAAAAUGUGAUGAAUAAAAAUCUCUGCCAGGAAGCAAUGUAAAUUUAAAAAAAAAAAAAAAAAAAAAACAUGUUACCUCUAGGAUUUAAAGAAAAUCCUUAUUUGAGAAAUACGUUGUCAGGUUUAUGCUUACCAGGCCUGUCUUUCCUGUAAUCACAGGCACUUUGUAUGCUGCUAAAAUUUAUUGGAUGUGUUAUUUUGUUUUCUUCUGAAUCAAAUGUUUUGCUGCUUUUUGCUAUAAUAGUUGAGCCAAAAAAGUUAUGUAGCUGAGAUUUA
Messenger RNA from Pelobates fuscus (common spadefoot toad), 2054 nucleotides. RefSeq names its product G protein-coupled receptor 63 (gene GPR63). The transcript has 2 exons. The record is from RefSeq and is a predicted model, not a curated record. Gene Ontology annotation, cellular component: membrane. Gene Ontology annotation, biological process: G protein-coupled receptor signaling pathway. Gene Ontology annotation, molecular function: G protein-coupled receptor activity. Lineage: Eukaryota; Metazoa; Chordata; Amphibia; Anura; Pelobatidae. Bases 452 to 1705 code for a protein of 417 amino acids.